CACAGAGUUCAUGACUCAUGAGUUGAAGCAAAAGGAAGAAUGAAAAAGGAAAAAGAAAAAAAAGUCUCACUGAAGAUCCUGGGACAGAUGGAGUCAAGAUUUUAGAAAACUGGGGCAGCCUACUUAGACCCCAAGUUCCAGAUCUGGAAUCAGGCUACCAGGGAGUGAAACCGUCAGAGCUGUAAGAGAUCCGCUAAAAAGGGAUCUUUGUAGAUUUCAGAAAUCGCAGCCUCUGUGGAGAGCCAUGAACGUUGCACUAGAUUUGAUGGUCAAAGGCGGCCAUCCGCACCAAGGGUGACUCCAUCAGCAAGAGCAGGAGCCGGCGGAUAAGCCAAGGCACCGCGAGUGCUCCAGUCGGGUAGGGGCGAACCAGGUUGUCGGGAACCCAGUGACAGUAAAGACUGAGUGGCUUCACAUUCAUCGUAGGCCUCGUCGGGAAGGCAAGGGUGACCCCAAGAAGCAAACCAACUCAUCUGGUCGGCGCCCGCCACCUCCUCCCGCGCGAGUCCCAGAGCCAGGUGGAAAAGUUUGGGGAGGAGUCCUCGGCCAGCCAGCAGGACAUUUUUUCAUCCUCCAGCCACUGCUCUCAGGUGCGCUCCUCCGAGGGAGGAUGACAUGGAGAGUCCUCGCCGGGGGCCGAGAUUAGGAAACUCCGGGCACUUUGCACCUCACCCCGCUAGUCAGGCCUCCGCAGGCUCCUCCCUAGUCUUAUAAAGGUCGAAGCGCCGGGCAGUGGCGCACACUUGCCUGCGAGGCCCGCAGUCCGAGGGUCACUGCUGACGCGCGGCCCCUGCAAGCUCUCAGCGGCGCUCCAGCCACAGCCCGGCAGCGCGUCGAGCACUCCCGGUCCCGCCGCCCGCAGUGCAGCCCCUGCGCCCGUACGCUCCGCCUGCGCUCGCCGCGGGGACGAGGAUGGAGACGCGCCGCGCGGGCCUCGUGCCGCAGCUGCUGCUCUGCCUGGGUUUCCAUCUUCUACAAGCAGUUCUUGGUACCACCGUAAUUCCAUCAUGUAUCCCGGGAGAAGCUGAAGACAAUUGUACAGCUUUAGUUCAGAUGGAAGACAAUCCACGUGUGGCUCAGGUGUCCAUCACAAAGUGUGGCUCUGACAUGAAUGGCUACUGUUUGCAUGGGCAAUGCAUUUACCUGGUGGACAUGAGUGAAAAUUACUGCAGGUGUGAAGUGGGCUACACUGGAGUCCGAUGUGAACACUUCUUUCUAACCGUCCACCAACCCUUGAGCAAAGAAUAUGUGGCUUUGACUGUGAUUCUUAUCAUCUUGGUUCUUGUCAUCAUUGCCGGUUCCAUAUACUAUUUCUGCAGAUGGUAUAAAAAUCGAAAAAGUAAAGAAACAAAGAAGGAAUAUGAAAGGGUGACCUCCGGGGAUCCAGCACUGCCGCAAGUCUGAAUGGCGCCAUUCACCUAUGGGCAGGGAUGCAUAACUUGCCUGGUUAAUGAUCGAUUCCUAUUUUAUUAUUAAUAUUUAUAUUGGGUCACAUGUUAGGUCAACAACUGUAUAUUUUUAAUGUACUUGGAAAAUGUUUUUAUUUUUUUUGACAAUUUGCUAAGAUAUAAUAUGUAAAGUAUAUUUAAUACCAACAGGGAAUUGAUAUUUUUGUAAGAAAUAAUUUCCUGAGCUGAAUGCUUCAUUGAAAGCUCCAAAGCUUUUGCGCCUGCUACACAGUGCUUAGGAGUGAGUAGUGCCCAGUUUGUGGCUGAGAAAGUGACAGAUUUCUGUAAGCCUAAAUAUAUCAUAAAAUUAAUUUAAAUAGUAUAUUUUUAGUCCUCAAAUCAAUGAUAAUUGGUUUGACUAUAGCAUGGUUUGAUAAUAAGAGUUGGCACUGCUGUGUCAUUUAUUAAAAUAAGAAUGCAGUUGGAGAGUGAGAGAAGCAAACACAGGUCAUGUGCUACACAGGACACAUUUGUAACACACAGAGCUGGGAAGACCUUGACCUCUGAAUCCUCACCUCAGCUGUCAUUCAGAAACUAGGUAUUGGGAAGGGACUUGGGUGGUUCCCUCUGCCAGCCUGCACUCCUGCAGGUACCAGCUGCUCAGCAACAGAUUCUCUUGGAGUCAAAUGAACUGAAAAUCUUAAUUUUUUGUUAUAGUUCAUGUGAUAAGUAUUUCAUGGUGUCACAAAGUUGCAUUUUCGUGUAGAUGAUAUUUAGGUGAUAUAAUUGCUGUACAUAAGACAACUAGAAAAAAAAAUCCACACUUGAAGCUAAGAUUUAUGCUUUUUUAGAGUAUUUAUUUUCAAAGACAAUUUGUUGAAGAAUUCUGAGAUGAAAUCAAUUAUUAUUAUUUUAUAAUAUAAUGACAAUAGCUCUUUGUAUUGUCUAAAGAUGGAAAGUAAUUUCAUUUUCGAUUCAAGAGAAUUUUAAUCUAAAAAUAGAUCAAUAAACAGCCGCUUCUAGAAUUUAAAACUACAUCUUCAUACAAAUGGGAAAAAUAGAAAAAAAAUCAAUGUAUUUUUCCAAAUGAGAAACUCAUCUGAAAGAUUUUAAAAUUAGACACUUCACCCAACCUUCCUACAGAGGCUGACAUGACCAGAGCCCCUUUUCUGUUAUUGUUUGUGUUUUGGAAGAGAGAGGUUUCUUCUGCACUCUGAGCCCAUAGGUUGAAGUGAGUUAAUAAGAGUAUUUUGGACCAUUGCAUAAGGAGCCAUAGCUGUCACUACCUUUGGAUUCCAUGGGAGUCUGCCUCACUGAAUGCUAAGCCUUUGGACAGUCUCUCUGGAUCACAUACCAGGUCAGGGAGGAUCUGUUCUUCCUCCACUUUUUUCCAGGCAUGUGCUAAGGUAACAAAGAGAUAAUAAGCCAUGGCUGACCUUGGAUAAAUGGGUGCCGCGGCUUUCCUCCCUGUAUAUCUAUGCAUUGUAUACAGUGAUGUGUUCACAGACACUCAUCUAGCAUCUGGCUCUGCCUUUUGCUAUUAAGGAAACAAGCAGAGAAAAUGAACAAAAAAGUAUAAAAAUACAAAUCAUAUACAAAAAACAUAGAUGUCCAUGAAGUCAAUCAAUUAAUCAUAGAGUUGCAGUCACUUGUUGCUUUGCUAGCCAAUUUAUAAGACUUAAGAACAAGAAAAAGGGAAAUAGAAUAAAAAAAGUGAGAUCUAAAAGUUUAUUUCAUUUCCCACUUAAUAUAGCAGAAGUCAAAUAUGCUACAGAAAAAGGUUUUAAAUCUUAUACACACUAAUAGAUAUAAAGGAAAUCUUUCUAUUUUCAGUGAUCCUUACUAUUUCAAAGAAAACUUAUUGACUAAUCAAUAAUGAAAUAAGUUAUUUAUAUAAUAAUAAUGAAAUAAGCUAUUUCAUUUACAAAAGCAUCUCCAUAUUGGUAUUGGACUAUUUAAGUACCUCAAAUUAUAUUAAAUAAGUAAAUCCAAGUAGUUUGGUUUUUUUUUUAAGGAGUAUUUAUUUAUUUGGAAGGUAGAGUGACAGAGAUAAAGGAGAGAGGCAGAGACAGAAUGCAAUCUUCCAUCCACUGGCUCACUCCACAAAUGGUUGCAAAGGCCAGGGCUGGGCCAGACUGAAGCCAGGAGCUCCACCCAGGUCUCCCCAUGGAUGUCAGGCAUCUAAGUACUUGGGUCAUUCCCCAUUGCUCUCCCAGGCACACCAACAGGGAGCUGGAUUGGAAAUGUAGCAGCCCGGACUCGAAUCAGCACUUUUGAUAUGGGACGCUAACUUACUGUGCCACAAUAUCAGACCCAGUUUGGGGUAUUUAUGUUUAUUUAAGAAUGCUCACAAAAUCAAUCCCUGAAAGUUAAAUUUGUAUUGCUAAGUUCUUAUUAAAUAAUAAAAAUAUGACCUUAAUUUCUUUAUAUGGGUGAAAAUUACUAAAAAGAUUAUUAUUUUGUUAUUGUAAUGUCAAGUUAGCCAUAAAAAUGAUUGAGAACAUCUCUGGCUCAUAUUUAGACUCUCCCUCAGUUUAUA
Oryctolagus cuniculus (rabbit) is the source of this 3927-nucleotide messenger RNA. RefSeq names its product epiregulin (gene EREG). The record is from RefSeq and is a predicted model, not a curated record. Gene Ontology annotation, biological process: epidermal growth factor receptor signaling pathway; positive regulation of cell population proliferation; positive regulation of mitotic nuclear division. Lineage: Eukaryota; Metazoa; Chordata; Mammalia; Lagomorpha; Leporidae. Gene Ontology annotation, molecular function: growth factor activity; epidermal growth factor receptor binding.